CGCAUUCAGCUCCACAGUGCCGGUACCUCGUACUUAAGAAUAACCGAGUUUCUCAAGUAAUGUUUCAAAAAGCGAAAAAUCUCGUAUUUGAUCUUGUGAUGCGUACUUCAAAAUACCCAUUCGAUCGUUGAAUUUUUCGUAAAAUUUGCUGGCAUACUCGCGUGUAUAAUUCAGCAUCGUAAACGUAAAUUUCAAUGAUCAAUACAACCGUUUGUUUUCCAUGUUUUUCGCUCGUUAAAGUAAUUUCUGGAGGUACGUUAAUUUUUAGUGAUGGAGUUCAUUUCGGCCGAAGUUCGUCGUUUUCAAGUCUAUCACGACUUUUGAGAGGAAAGAAGAAAUCGUAUGACGAGGAUAUAUCCUAUCGCCAACAUUAUUCCAAGGUGAGAAGGUAGAGGUGCGAAGAGAUUCGUGGACCAUGUCAGGCCAGGGAGCGGAGUGGUGACCUAAAACUCAUCCCCGGCUCUGUGGCUCGAUGCUUACGCUACGGCUGGUGUCGACUCACUUCCUGAAGCAGCCAUAGGCAGUGCCCUUUGCCUUCGAGAAAGGGCUCGAUGCGAUGUGCCGUGAUAGGGACAUGAACCCAAAACCAAUCGAGUCGAAGGUUCUCUUUUUAACGUCGUAUCGGUUCCCGUGCUCGGCUUGAGACUUCAGACAGUUUGAUCGGGAGGAGAGUACCGAGAGUGACGCGUGCCAGGUCGACGAAGGACUGUGUCUUCGCCGGCAAGGUUUUUCUCCAUCAAGGAGGAUUUCGUGUUCCACCGUGUCCCCUCCUCCAGAUUAUCCCGUUGAUCCCACGUUUUGCCCCACACGUCGUUCCUUGUCCUCCGUUUUCGAGCGAUUCUCUAUUCUCAUCCCCAGUUACACACAUACACACUCUCUUUCUACCUGUUUAUCUUCUUUCUCCUAUCCUAGUGUCUCAGGUUCGGUGGUCCGUGACCUCUCUCUAGAUAGAGCUAGAACGAAGAAACAAGUCCGGGAUAACCCGGCCGCCGAAAUCUCACGCUCUCCCGUGAGUUUGUUCGAUGAAAGUGUAAAUCGGUGACGCAUGAAGGGGAGAAACGGCUACGGCCGUCCAGGAGAACACACGUCAGACCACAACCAAAGCAUAUAUCCGGUCCAGAACAACGACCACGACCAACACGAGCCAAGAAACGUGGAAGAAAGGUGUAGCGCCAGCUAGAUUCCAGGCUGAACUCCGUUUACUUCAACCUGUGGAGGGUGGCGAGGGAGUGCAUUUGCGGCGGUGGGUCGCGGUGUAGGCCAAGUGGGAUGAGACGACCUCAGCAAGAACAUCAUCACCAUCAGCACAACAACCACAAUCACCACCACCACAACAAUCACAAUCAUCAUCACCAUCAUCAUGGAUCUUCGACGAGCCCCACCGGGCCGAGGCAGACGAUCGACAAGGACGAGUCCCGUUUGGCGAAAGUGAAACGGGUACUGGCAGUCUCGCUGCUAGGUCGCAACGGUGGAUCGACGAAGGUGUUCGGCGCUCGGCUAGACUCGGUGGAGUCGUACCUGGACACAGGUGUGCCGUUCGUGGUGCACCGGCUGUGCAGCUACAUCGAGGCGCAUGGAUUCCAAAGCGCUGCCGUUUUCCGUCUGUCCGGCGGCAGUCCAAGGCUGGCCGAAAGGCUGAGGGCUGCGUUCGAGAGGAGAGGAGACGCGGACUUGGAGACCGCUGCCUGUCCUCCGACCGCGGCCACGCUUCUUCGACAAUACCUCAAGGAGCUACCUCAACCCGUUGUGCCAUCCACACUUGUCGCCAGACUAAUCGUCGUUCAUACUCAGAAUAUCGAGAACGACCGGGAUUGCUGGAUUAAAUCGACCAAGGAACUUCUCUCGACACUGCCGUCCUCGCACUACCGAUUGCUCGGCUACCUGGCAAUUUACCUGAGCAAGUACGAAGCCAAACAUGGCCGCAGCGCGGGCGUUUGCGGCGUAUUCGCACCCGUGAUCUUGCCUCAUGUUCCACCAGCAACCACGCUCCUCAGAGAUAUUUUAGCAGAGGCUGUUGAACUCUUUCCAGAUUGCAUUCAUGAUAAUAGCGCGGUGAACGGCGUGAUCCCUGCCAGUGACUGUAAAAUCUGCAAGGACUCGAAGGACGAGCCGAAGGACUCCGAGACCGACGGCGCGUUCCUGCUUUGCGCGCUGAAACCGCGUAAGCGCAAAGACCGCCGUGAGUCCUGUUGUCAAGAGAGGAAGUUGAUAAGAAGCAGCAGCGAGGAGCGUGUCCUCGACAGUCCUACAGAGACAGCAGACACAAUUAGACGCGUGAGCAGUCACGAGGACUUCAACAGCGAGGAACACCUGCACGUGUUGGCGCAGAUAGGACAAGAGAUGGGACAUGGUGUGAGAUGCGGAGGUCUUCCUCUCCAUGAAAGAACGAACGUCUCGCCCAUUUCGAAGAAGAGCUCGUCGUUCCCGUCACCGUGCGAGACGACGACUCUGGAAACAGAGAAGUUCGAAUGUGACGCGGAGAAAUUGAGGAGUAGCGAGCGCUUCAGUAGAAGCAUCACUCCGCGAGGGAGGAGGCAGGCUAGAAGAAGAAGAGUGCACAAGAUCGUGGACGCAGAGAAUUCCAGCAAGGAGAAUGAGGAAGAAGCGGAGAUCAUCUACAAUGUAUCAUCGAGUCCCAACAGCCGCAACGGUUCUCCCGGCCAAAGUUUCUUGGAGAUGUUGAGUAGCGGGCCGAGCCGGUCACCAUCCCCGGCUCGACCGCCAACUGUCGACCAUGAAGACCUAAAUAAUCCCAGCUUGACCAACUGGACCUUUCAACGCGAGGAAAAUGGAGAAGCCAGUGACGCCCGGGUGGAGGCAAUGCUAUCGCCUCGGAAUUCUUUGUUGUUGCCCAGACGGUUCUACUCGGAAAAUGAAACUCAGCCUUGCACACCAACGAUCGCCGAACUCGGGCUGAAGCAUUUGACCAAGCACAUCAACGGGCUGAAGAAGAAGAUCAAGAAGUACGAGGACAAGUUCGAGGAGAACUUUGGUUACCGGCCGAGCCACUCAGACAAGAUGAGUAACAGGGACAUCAAGAGACUGUGCACAGAGCUGAAUAAGUUACGGAAGGAGCAUAAAAUGCUGAAGGAGGAUCCAGUGGGUGCUUUACUGGCCAAUGCAAACAACCGAACCAAGUCCAUCUGCGGCAGUCCGACCAACAACAACAACAGCCAAGAGAAGCCAAGAGCCACGUCGAUGGAGGAGAUGGUGAAGGAUAUCGAGAAAAGGCUUAGCGAGAAGAGAGUGAAAUACAAUAGGCCCGACAACAUGGAGGAUCUGUCGUACGAGCAGUUGUUGGAGGAGAAGACUGCGGUGCAGAAAGCUUUGCUUCAUAUCGAGAACACCUUUGGUAGACCCGCCCCCUCGGAAGAUCGGACCGUCGUGCGACCUUUAUACGACAGAUAUAGAACCUUGAAGAGGUUGCUUAUUAGAUCCGGAGUGAACAAAAAUAAAGACAGCAUCACGGAGCUGGCGACUAUCCUGGAACAUGAAGCAAUGGACUUCACAUCGUCCAAUCUGCCUGGUAACCAGUCGGACACCGAAAGAAGAGCCAGCGAGCCGGACAUGUCGCAUAGAGGCAUUUUGGAUUGCAUAGAGACAGUGGAUCAGCUGCCAACCGACAGCGAUAGUCAGCACAGCAGCAGCGAAGGGAGCCGCAGUAAUAACGAGAGCCUCCACGCGCUUCCAUUGGAAGACCUGUUGGUUCAGCAGAAGUUGACAAGAGAGGAAAAGAAACGUCUCCGGCGAGCUCUGAAAGAAUUGGAGGCACAAUUUGAAGCUCGUGCCGGUCGCAGGAUGCAGAGAGAAGAUCGAGGCCCGCAAGUCACUACAGUGUAUGAGUCAUACAAACAGGCUAAAGCGAAACUGAGACUGAUCGAUGCUUUGAUAGCAAAGAAUGCUUGACGCAGUAUCUAAAAGGUAGCAGUAUCUCCAGUAGCCGUGCGUUUAUGAAAAUACAAUGGUUAAAUUCCCAGAACUAUCAUGAAACAUUCAGACGGAGCACAGUAGUUGCUACAUCGACACAUUAUGCAUUAUUGUGCAACAGGGAGUUCAAAGAAGUGAGAUGGGGAAGCCGAUGAAAAAUUAAAAGCUUUGAGCCUGUUAACCGGGUAAUUUUCUACGAUAGAAACAACUAUAUGGAAAUAUGAUUUGUUGCAAUAAACGUAAGUAGUAGUUCACACUACUGCACUUGUAAUGCAAUUACAAGCAUGAAAGGCGAGAGGAACAAAUACGGGAGACAAAUGAUGUCUUUCCCGGUUAAUAGAUUAGGAUACAAAGAAACAGAAUGCUUUCGAUAAUAAGAGGCCGUGUCUUGGUGCAAGGAUGGUACCAAUAAACACAAUUAAUUUGAAGGACUCGUAGAUGUUACGCCAUUAAAGGAUACAAGGCCCGUCAGUCUAGUACUUCGAACUCUAAGCACUGAUAGUUAGGAAACGACAGUGGCUGCUGCGACAUGCGUGCCGAAACGAUUCGCCAAUUUGCACAUGACUACUUUCUCAUAAUACUCAACAUCGAUUUUAACACAGCGAGAGUGCUUGUCUCGUAAUGCACUUAACCGAACUCAUUACAAAUGUCUACCUAUUUGUAUGAACAAUUUUGCAUGACAAAGUAUAUUUCAUUGAGCAAAACGAUAUGUCCAUACGCGUAAACAGCGCGAACGACGUGUAACUCCAUUGUCAGUUUUGUACCGUACUUUUAAUAAUGCCAACAAACAUUUUGUUAUUUUGUAACGAGAAAUAAUUCCGAAAAAGCUGCUUCCUUCUGUAUUUCACAACGAUUUCGUGUUUACGCUGUGUUCGAGUUGUAGGCGUACGAAUUAGUCGCGCCUUUUACGUUCACGCAUUCUUCUAUACUCGAAUGGUGAGAAACGAUUGAAAACAUAAAUGGACAGAUAAAAAAGGACGAUGUUUAUUGAAAAAGUUACUACGCUGUACGUAUGUUUAUUAUCCUGCGAGCAAACUGACUAAGAACAACCACGAAUUCACAUUGUGAAAGAUGGCUUUUAUGUCUGCAGUUGCAAGACGGAAACAGAGGUUCGAAAGUCAUUCUUUACGUGUAUAAGACAAAUAAACAUGAGUCUCAAAUUUUCAUGGAGAACAUAAAUCCGUUGGAUUAAAGUUGUUUGCCUGACGCAAUCUUACAUGCUGAUUAUUCUGUUUAAUACUCUAAAAUAGGAACAUGAUGAUUUAUGUCCUCUUUGCUUGCAACUACAGGCAUAAUCGAGAUAAAUAUAAUAAGAACGUUUUCUAUUUCUUUUUGUUUUUGUACAGAAAUUCUAAUGCAAUUUGUUGUUUAAUAGUAUCGCUUAGGUUUUUGGAUUAUCAACUCCUUUUUGUACUUAGGGAUUGCGUGAAAGAACAGAUUCUCAUUUCAUGUAAGGAGAUCCGAUACAUGAGUCAGUUUAAGUUAUGUCGAUACGUUCAUUUUCUUUUUGCGAGAAAUUCGCCACCAGAUCGAACACUGAGAGCAAUGAACGAAUUUGUGGGGUUAUUUGUAAUGUAAGUACCUUGUAAGAGAUAUCACAUGUUGUAAUUGUAGAGUACUAUAAACUGUUACAGUCUUAUAGCGUAUUGAACGUAUCCAUUAAAAAAACUCGUUGAUUUAUGCGAUUUGUAAUCGGUUUGGGCGAGCGAAAUUUGAAAGUGAUCGAAUAUAGCGAACCCGCUAACCGGCUCUCUAGAAUUUUUAAGCGAUAGCCUUAAAAUUCGACUUUAACGAAGACUCGUACGAGGGUGCUAUAGUUUAGUUUGGAAACGCGUCGACUAUGAAAAAAGAAGAAAUGCUUUGCGAAUUCGAUUGACGCGGUAACUGUGCAAAAGGGGUGCGCAUUAUCUUCACUUGUAAAAAUAAUCAACAUAGUUGAACGUCUUAUCUGCAAUAUCUCUAUAGAUAUCAUAUCCGUCAUUACAUAAAUUUUGCCACGUUCUUGCUGCAUAUCGUCAGUCAGAUUAUGUUCUCUGUGACCAACAACAAAUUCAGCGACCCCUUUUGUUUCAUGCUAAUUAAUUUCGCACAGUCGCACGAAGAAUGCACACUUAACCCUGCAAUGGCCUUCUGGGCCUCCUCAGAUUCCAAAACAAUUUUUUGUACACUGAUUUUCACUACUGCCUCGUAAAAUAAUAGCAAAUCUUUUUGAUACGAUUAA
Messenger RNA from Megalopta genalis, 6148 nucleotides. Lineage: Eukaryota; Metazoa; Arthropoda; Insecta; Hymenoptera; Halictidae. The record is from RefSeq and is a predicted model, not a curated record.